Messenger RNA from Trifolium pratense (red clover), 935 nucleotides. RefSeq lists its product as uncharacterized. The coding region runs from base 100 to 909 and encodes 269 amino acids. Lineage: Eukaryota; Viridiplantae; Streptophyta; Magnoliopsida; Fabales; Fabaceae. The transcript has 2 exons. The record is from RefSeq and is a predicted model, not a curated record.
UUUGCAUUUUUUUCAAAUGCAAAGAGAUAUGAUUGAAUUAAUAAUAGUUGUAAGUCAUGCCUAGAUCAGUAAGAGUAGAACAAAUAGCAAGCAAAUUGCAUGAAACAAGAUGAUCCAUGUCUCGCAUACAAAACCAAUUUGGAUCCUCUCCAAUUUUCUCUCAUGUUUUCUCUCAUGGAUACUUUGAGAACGGAUUGGACCACCUGGAAACAAUUAAUUGGCAAAGAAACAGGUUUGGGCUGGAAUCACGCGACAGGAAAUAUUGAUGCUGAUCCUUCAUGGUGGGAGGCUAAGAUAAGGGAGAAUGUAAAAUAUGCAAAAUUUCGCUAUCAAGGUUUAGAAUUUCGUGAUGAAAUGGAAUUCAUAUUCGGGGAGGCAGUGGCAACAAGUCAAUACCAAUGGACACCGACUUUGGGUGUUCCAUCUGAAUCUAAUAUCAAUAAUACAACGACAAAUGUGCCACAUGAAAUUAUUGAAUCUGAUGAUAGUGGAUAUAAUGAUGAAGACCUUACCCUUGUGGAAAAUACUCAAUUCAAAAAGAAAAGAAAGAUUGUGUCAAAUAUGGGAGAAAAGGCAGCAAAGGGUAGGGCAAAGGUUGGGACAGCAUCAGCAAUGAGAAAAACAUUUGAGCGAUUAGUUGAAGCAGCCGAAGAUCAUAAUGAUGUUGAAAAGACUGGAAUUGCUGCUACAUCUCAUGUCCAUGGCCAAUACUCUAUUCCAGAUUGUGUUAAAUUAUUGAAAAAAGCAAAGGAUGAAGGUUUUUUGAAUAGUCAACAAUUUAGUUAUGCUUUAGAAAUGCUUAAAGAUGAACAAAAUAGAGUCUUGCUAAUAUCCUUAAAAGAAUCUAAGGAUGAUUUGGUAGAGUGGAUUCUAUACAAGUAUGCUGAAAAGAAAUCAUCCAAUAAUUAGCUUAAGCUUGAGAUUUAUGCUUUAGG